Sphenostylis stenocarpa is the source of this 384-nucleotide messenger RNA. The record is from the annotation of a GenBank genome assembly. NCBI's taxonomy places the organism in Eukaryota, Viridiplantae, Streptophyta, Magnoliopsida, Fabales, Fabaceae.
AUGGGUGAACCUGAGCCCAUCGACUGGGAUUAUUACAGGAAAGGCAUUGGCACUCGGCUGGUGGAUUUGUACAAGGAGCAUUACGAGAAUAUGUUUCACCACUUGAUUGAGCUUAAAGAAGUAGGGGAGAAAUAUACGAACGAGUCUGAACGUUUGGAAAAAGAUAUUAUUGAAGUACAAGAAGAGCCCAACAUAGUUGCAUUUGAGUCUGAGUCAGGGAAGGCUAUGCCAUGGCAUGGAACUUCUUUGUACGAGUCUCUAAAGGCUUUGAAAGAAGAAGCAGCUACCCUUUCUCACUCUUCCCCGAACAUCCAAUCUCUUGAUACGAAUUGGAGACUAUACAAGAGAGGGCCGAUCGACAGGAGCGAGGAGCUAGCCGCCUGA